AGAUGAAGAACUGGAGGUCCAGAGAGGCUGACUGUGCGCACCGAAGUGACCCAGCCUGGGGCCUGAGCUGACCUGUGAAGCGAGGGACCAGCGCAGGCCUUGCGGCCAUGAAGCUGAACGAGCGCAGCCUGGCCUUCUACGCGACCUGCGACGCGCCGGUGGACAACGCCGGCUUCCUGCACAAGCGUGGCGGGCGCGGGGCGGGCUCGCACCGGCGCUGGUUCGUGCUGCGGGGCAACAUGCUCUUCUACUUCGAGGCGGAGGCCAGCCGCGAGCCGCUGGGUGUCAUCCUGCUGGAGGGUUGCACGGUGGAGCUGGUGGACGCCCGGGAGGAGUUUGCCUUCGCCGUGCGGUUUUCCGGAGGUCGUUCUCGGCCCUACGUGCUGGCAGCCGACAGCCAGGCAGCCCUGGAGGGCUGGGUGAAGGCGCUGUCGCGGGCCAGCUUCCACUACCUGCGCCUGGUGGUGCGCGAGUUGGAGCAGCAGCUGGCAGCCAUGCGCGAGGGCGGCCCGGCCAACGCCUUACCCACCAACCCCAGCCUGGUCUCGAACCCGCGGCCCAAGGAGAACGGCCGGGCAGUGUGGAGCGUGCUGCCCGAGCAACCUGCUGCUGCAGCCCCCCAGCGCCCACCGCUGCCACCCCGUCGCAGGGCCUCGUCCAACGGGCCCUUGGCGUCCUUUGCCCAGCUGCAUGAGCGAUAUGGACUGGAGGUGCGGGCCCUCAGGAGCCAGUGGCGUGGAGGCCAGGCCGGCCUAGCUGGCGUGGAGGUCCCUUGGCAUCCUUCUGGUUCUGGUGGGACUCAGACCCAGGACCAGCCCUAAGGGGCGUGCUGGCUGUGAGGGAAGCCUGAGUACAGACGGCCCUAAGCACAGUACGGCCUGGACUCGAACCGGGCUGCCAAGGGACAUAGGACAUGUGACCCAGAAGACCUGACCUCUGGGGUCAGUGGCACUUGCUGCCAAGAAGAACCUGGGACCUGAACAUGCUUCAAGAGCUCAAGCAACUGGUUUCUAGAGAACUCUGCCCCAGGACAGCCCUGGAGCUGGCCCAGGGCCCACCUGGUGCCGGGCCUCACAAGGAUCCGGAGGGAGGCCUGGGCCCAGAAGCUGCUGCCUGGGCUGCUCCUGUGGGCCUGAAGCAGCAGGGUAGAAGGUGGAGCUUAAACUGGAUAGGUCCCCAAGGCCUCUGGCCUGGAACCAGCUAAGGCAGACUUUGCCCGGCCUUGGCAGGCAGGCCGGCGGGCCCUCGCAACUCUGCGGGGCCUCAGAGCUACCCGAUCGCCAGUCCUGGGCUGUGGCCUAGCUUCCUCACAGGCAGGCUCACCUGGAGGAGACAGUCACCUCCGCCUGAUUCCAUGCCUGCGGGAGGAGAGCCCAGCUGCUGCCCCCUGACACCCAGAUCACCAGUGGGCCCCCCCUGCUGGGUCCAUCCUCACUCACCACAGUGCUGGCUUUCUUCCAGAGUGUCGGGCGGGGACAACCUGCCCCACCUGGGUCUUGUUUACAGUCCUCCUCAGUGCCCUGCCCCUGGGGACUGGAGGACACUGUCACUCCAAUCUCUGCAUCAGACUGGACAGAUUUCACCCUGGCCCCGAUCGCUCCUCUGUCCUGAGAGGCCCCGGGUUGAGGUUCUGUAGGUACAUCUGCCACCGGGGCCUCUUGGCUCCCUGCUGGCUCAGGGACCAGGGCUUGGCUGUGGGGUUUUACUUUGAAGUAUGGAAGGUCUGUCUUUCUCCAGCAGUUUAGUGUCCGCUC
This is a messenger RNA of Peromyscus eremicus (cactus mouse), 1754 nucleotides long. It is a transcript of the gene Pheta1, whose product is annotated as PH domain containing endocytic trafficking adaptor 1. The record is from RefSeq and is a predicted model, not a curated record. The transcript has 2 exons. Gene Ontology annotation, cellular component: recycling endosome; trans-Golgi network; early endosome. Gene Ontology annotation, biological process: receptor recycling; endosome organization; retrograde transport, endosome to Golgi. Bases 108 to 821 code for a protein of 237 amino acids. NCBI's taxonomy places the organism in Eukaryota, Metazoa, Chordata, Mammalia, Rodentia, Cricetidae.